Messenger RNA from Catharus ustulatus (Swainson's thrush), 2723 nucleotides. RefSeq names its product lysosomal protein transmembrane 4 beta (gene LAPTM4B). The record is from RefSeq and is a predicted model, not a curated record. Lineage: Eukaryota; Metazoa; Chordata; Aves; Passeriformes; Turdidae. The coding region runs from base 84 to 758 and encodes 224 amino acids. Gene Ontology annotation, cellular component: lysosomal membrane. The transcript has 7 exons.
UCCGCCCCGGCCCAGCCCCGCCCCGCCCCGCGGAACGGCGCGGACAGAGGCGCGGAGCGGCCGAGCCCUGAGGAGCCGCCGAGAUGCUGAGCUCUCCCUGGGCGCGCUUCUACUCCAACAGCUGCUGCCUCUGCUGCCAUGUCCGCACCGGCACCAUCAUCCUCGGCAUCUGGUACCUGAUUAUAAAUUCGGUGGUCUUGCUGAUCCUACUGAGUGCCCUGACUGAUCCUGACCAGUACCACCUGACUAGUGCUGAGUUAGGGGGUGAAUUUGAAUUUAUGGAUGAUGCCAAUAUGUGCAUUGCCACCGCAAUUUCUCUCCUUAUGAUUCUGAUCUGUGCAAUGGCUACAUAUGGCGCAUAUAAGCAACAUGCAGCUUGGAUCAUCCCUUUCUUCUGUUACCAGAUCUUUGAUUUUGCUCUCAACACAUUGGUUGCCAUCAGUGUCCUCAUCUAUCCCAGCACAAUUCAGGACUACCUCCGUCAACUGCCCAACAAUUUUCCCUACAAGGAAGAGAUUAUGUCUGUGAACCCUACGUGUCUGGUUGUGAUUAUCCUGCUUUUCAUAAGUAUCAUUUUGGCUUUUAAGGGUUACUUGAUAAGCUGUGUGUGGAACUGUUACCGAUACAUCAAUGGCAGAAACAAUUCGGAUGUGUUGGUGUACAUUACCACCAACGACACUGCGGUCCUGUUACCACCAUAUGAUGAUCCUGCGAAUGGAGCUGCUAAAGAACCACCACCACCUUACGUGUCAGCAUAAGUGAGAGUGCUGUGUGCCUAGGGAGGAUAGCUUUACUUUCCACACAUUGAAGCAAUAGUUUGAUAAUUUCACUUCCAGAAUAUAACCUCCAUGGGUUACACCUUGCUGUUUUGCUGACAUAUUGAAACCUAAAUUGUAUGACUCAUAUUCUGUAGAUAGUUUUAAUAAUUUGCUGCAACUACAGUAGUGUUUCAGAAACUAAUGAACUAGUUUCAAAAUAAUUCUGGGUAGCACUAGGGUUACAGUAGUCACUGAAUAGCUUUUCCCACCAUGUCUGACAUACAGUGCUAGAGAACAUAGAACUUUGCAUUCUCAAUCAGGUUCAGUGUAACUUAAUUUUUUUAUUUGUAAAAUUUCCAAAGCAUUACAGAUACGUUUCUCAGAUGCCCACAUUCAACUUCAGAAUACAGACCAAGUAAAAAAUGUGACAUUCCAGUUCAUUCCUCUUCUGCAAGUGUUUUUGACGUUACUAUGCUAUACAUGAUGAUGAUGAUUGCAAGAAGAAGAAUUAGUCUUAUGCACUGUUCUCAUCAACCUGGCUAAUGCAAAACAUGUUUAAUUGGGAAGGAUAAGUACGGGAAAUGAGAAUAGACAAAGCACUCUGUGUGUAACAAGCCAGAACCUGUGAUCCACACAGACUCACUUCGUUCCAGCCUGAAACCAUUCUAAUGCUCAAAAAAGUGUUAGGAAAUUCUGAUAACUUUCUUUUCCCACCUACACACCUUUCUCCUCCCCACUAACUUCACAAAUAGUAUUUUGAGGUCAGAAGAUCCCUGCUUUAAAGUCCCAUGAUUAGGUGACAGAGCUGUGUCUUUCACUCUCAACAUGCAAAUGUUUUCCCAUCGAAAUGUGCCUGUAAAUAACGCAAUGUUCUGCUGAGUGUAAACUAAAUUAUACAGAUUCUAAGAUACAUGUUCCUAACCUGUGGGGAACUUAAGCAUGUAAUUUCCUUGAGCAUCAGCAGAUAUGUUUUGUCUGUUUCUCAUAUACAUCAAUGUCAGGGCAUUAGAUUCCUUUUAUGACUGAGCUGGUUGUGCUGAGAAUCUUUCUCAUGCGACUCAUCCAUUAAUGAAUGCUUGUAUGAGGUAUUUAUUUCUUCUCUAGAGAAGUGCCUCCUGCACAUGUAACUUUUUUUUUUUAAUGAAGUUUCUACUUUUAAUUGAAAAGGAACAUGAAAAGGGAAUAUAAUGUGUGUCUCUACCUCACCUUGUUUCCCUCUGCAUUGUCUCCUCUGCAUUUGGGGUGACUGAACAGGCUGAAGCUAAACUGGUGUCAUUGCACAGCACCCCAGGUAAAGGGCAGUGCAAAGCUGAGUCACAGUUUGCAGGGGCACCAGAAGACACCAAGGUGCCAUCUCUCCUGUGGCUGGGCUGGCACAUGAGUCCACACCCUUCCUGAGGAGGACACCUGUUUUCACCCGUAGUGCAUUGACUCCAUUCUGCCGACUGAAGAAAUGUGAAACUUUUCCUGACUUUUUCUGGAAAAGAGCUUUCCAGGGGAACACAGGACCAACAAAUUCUUUUCACAGAGAUUGCAACUGUGAGCUUUCUUGCAGAGGCCAGGGAAGGAAAGGACAGACUCCUUCUGCCUGUCUCUUCCACACUCCUGGCAAAAGGCAGGUCCCCAUCUGCUUGUUGGAAUUUUACUUCAUGGUUUAUCUAUUCUGAGAUCAAACUAAGCAAUGCAUUUGAAUGAACCCAUCCUGAAAUCCAUCCACUGAUCUUUGUCACAGUCCUAUUUUCUUCCUUCUGAAGAAUGCCAUCUACUCUCGUUACAGAUAUCUUUGGGAAUUAAUCUGAAUUUUGGGGUUGUGUUGACUGGCUGGGCUUCUGGGCUUCAUUUUCUUUCAUUCUGGACAGAUUUGUGAAGGAUGUUAAGCAGUCAUCUGUUUGAGAAUAGCUGGUUGUAAAUACGUCACAUCUGUGUAUACAAACUUCUCUACAAUAAAAAGGAUUGUUUCCUCAA